Glycine soja is the source of this 1506-nucleotide messenger RNA. RefSeq names its product protein RADIALIS-like 3. Gene Ontology annotation, molecular function: DNA-binding transcription factor activity. The record is from RefSeq and is a predicted model, not a curated record. The transcript has 2 exons. Lineage: Eukaryota; Viridiplantae; Streptophyta; Magnoliopsida; Fabales; Fabaceae. Bases 187 to 474 code for a protein of 95 amino acids.
CUUUCACCUUUUUAUAAACAGAUGACCAUUCCAACCCUUCAUUCAUGAAAAAAUAACCACCCCAUCUUUUUUUCUUUUCAGCUCCUCUUCUUUGUCCCCUAAUUCAAAAUUGCAUAGAAACAAAACCUUCCAUUAUUUCUACCUACCUGAGAUUACAACACCUCCAGUGAGCUAACUAAUUAACUCAUGGCUUCAAACUCCCACAACAAUAACAAGGAAAUUUUUUCCUCUUGGACACGCAUGCAGAACAAGCAAUUCGAAAGCGCACUUGCCUUGUAUGAUCAAGACACCCCAGAUCGAUGGCAAAACAUAGCAAAAGUGGUUGGUGAUAAAUCGGCUGAGGAAGUGAAGAGACACUAUGAAAUCCUUUUGGAGGACCUUAGGCAUAUAGAGUCUGGACGUGUUCCAAUUCCCAGCUAUAAGUCCACAGAUAAUAAUCAAGAGAGGCCUCUCAAGUGUCUUAAUCAGCAUUGAAUUGACAAAGUCAGCUGAAGUCUCUUUGCCCAUUUAGGUUCGGAACAACACAUGAAUGCAAGACUAAAAAAAUUUACUUUCCUUGUUUUUAUGUCUACCUAACAUUCACCCAUUUACUUCUCUUUUCAGUUCAGAUCGAUGCUAAGUGAACAAUAUGACCUGUUUGGUAGUGUUUUGUUUUCUAUUUUCAAAAUCCAUUUUAUUAAAAUCAUUUCCAAAACAAGUUGUUGAAAAAAAAUGUUUGAUAGAUUGGGAAUUUCCCCUCUCUUUUUGAGCUCAUAUUCUCUUUUUAAAUAUCCUUGAACUUAAUUUUAAUUUACUAAUAUGAGGGUUUUUUUUUUCGAAUAAGAGAGUUGGGUUAACACAUCCGAGUUGGCGUGGGAUAGAAAGGGAAUGAGUAAUUUCGAAUUUAUCUAUUUGUAGGACAAGAGCCCGUGAUUUUAUUGGCUGGAAUUUCAACUGUGGGUAACGAAGGGGAAUAAAUAUAAUUAUUUCCCCUUUCACAUGUAGUAAUUCUGUGUAAAACUAGAAAUGAUUCCAUUUUCUAUUUGCUUCUUCUACUUUAUAUAGGACAACACUUCUGACCCAAGGUUAAAGCCAUUUUCUUCGUGGUUUUCUACUCCGUUGUGGUUUAACUUUUAUUCUGUUGUUCCCGAGUGGCUUAUAUACAUCUACUUUCUUCUUUACUUUUCUUUUUCACGAGUUGAGUGACCUAUCCUAAAUAUAAGGAGAGACAUAAUGAAGCCUACAUGAUGAGAGGACAAGAAUAUAUUAAAAUUUCCAUUUAUUAGCUAUUUUAGAAUAUCAUACAAGUAGAGUUGCAAAUAGGGCUUGCCGACUGAUUAGAAAAUAAUUAAAUUAAGAUCUAACCUUUUUUUAAAGCAAAAUUAAGAUCUAACCUAUAUACAUCGUAGUAUUUUGUUUGAACAUUUACUUGUUUGUAGUAAAGGACAAAUUAAUGUGUAGUUAUGAAUACUAGUUUCGUUCCCCAGUUACAUAUAGUUAUGUCUUAAGGGAAGAAAUGAGGACAUA